AGACUUGCAUGUAACAUGACAUUAGACCGAUUCAAUAUGUUAUCGCGAUCGCUGUUUAUUCUCGUUGGAGUCUGCCUUGCAUUGGCAGUUUCUGGUGAACAAGCUCGUUAUGACAACUAUAGAGUUUACAAAGUCAGAGCAAAUGACACUGAUCAAUUGGCUGUUUUGAAAGAUCUCGAUGGUUCCACCGAUAGUAUGAUUUUCCUUGAUGGGGUACAUGCCCUUGCGAAGGGAAUUCAUGUUGUCGUUGCACCUCAUAAAGUUCCCGAUUUUGUCAACAUUGUAAGCAGACAAGGUAUCAUUCCCGAACUAGUUGAUGAGGAUGCUCAAGCACGUUUGGAUAGUGUAGAUCUUGGAUUUGAAGAACGAUCGGGAUAUGGGUGGACAUCAUAUCACACUCUCGAGGAGAACUACGAAUGGUUGAGAUCGCUGGCAAAAGCCUAUCCUAAAAUUGUGUCUCUGAUUGUUGGUGGACGAUCAUACGAAGGUCGUCAAAUUUUGGGAAUCAAGAUCUCUCACAAGUCCGGCAACAAGGGUAUCUUCAUUGAAGGCGGUAUCCAUGCUCGUGAAUGGAUUGCUCCAGCUACCGUCACCUAUUUGAUCAAUCAACUGUUGACCAGCAACUCUCAGGCGAUUAAGAAUAUUGCACAAAACAACGAUUGGUACAUCUUUCCACACGCCAAUCCCGAUGGUUAUGCCUACACCUGGAACAAAGAUCGUAUGUGGAGAAAGACUCGUCGCCCAUAUGGCAGCUGUUAUGGUGCCGAUCCCAACAGGAACUGGAACUUCCACUGGAACGAAGUAGGAUCCAGCAACAACGCUUGCUCAGACACUUACGCCGGACCAACUGCAAACUCUGAAAUCGAAGUCAAGACUCUGUCGAGCUACAUUUCAUCGUUGAGAGGCAAGAUUCACUUGUAUGUAUCGUUCCAUGCCUACUCCCAAUACUUGCUCUAUCCAUACGGACACACCAAUCAAUUGCCACCAAAUGUAAACGACUUGAAAGCCGUCUACAAUGCAGCUGUCGAUGCGAUGAAUAAGCGCUACGGAACGAAAUACACUGGCGGUAACAUCUAUGAUGCUAUCUAUCCUGCUUCUGGAGCAAGUAUUGAUUGGGCUUAUGCCAAUGUUGGCACUAAAUUGGCGUUCUGCUAUGAACUGCGUCCGUCAAGCAACAAUGUUUGGUAUGGAUUCCAAUUGCCAGCUUCACAGAUUAUUCCAACCGGUGAUGAGACAGUUGAUUCUAUUGUCGCAAUGGUUAACAAAGCUAAGCAGUUGAAGUACUUGUAAGCGGGAUUUUCAAUAAGAUAAAUAAAGUAUUUUUUCGUUGAUAUUA
Molecule: messenger RNA, 1336 nt
Organism: Eupeodes corollae
Lineage: Eukaryota; Metazoa; Arthropoda; Insecta; Diptera; Syrphidae
Product: zinc carboxypeptidase A 1-like
Exons: 1
Coding region: 16-1290 (424 amino acids)
Biological process (GO): proteolysis
Molecular function (GO): zinc ion binding; metallocarboxypeptidase activity
Source: RefSeq, a predicted model, not a curated record